CCACCUCCACCACCGCCUGUCCCGCCCGCUGCCUAUAACCCCAUUCCCCUCCAGUCUUGCGCCUUCACUAUGGCGGGCCAGCAGCAGCAAAUCCUCGAUACCAUCUUCUCCAUGAAGCGGAGAAUCCUGCGCAACGACGAUUCUUCCGACUCCGAUGACACCGAGAAACUCCAUGGUAGCCAAAAGCAGAGCCUGAAGCGCAAGGCACACUACACUCGAUCUGGCGACUUGGAGUCUCUAUCCAACCCGCAACCGUAUAAAAAGAGGAUCGAGCACGCCGGCUACCGAAGAUAUAUAUUACAGCGCAACCCUCCGCGCUUCGAUCCUGACGGUGACAUCAUUGAGGCUGCCGAUGAGUACGAAGAGGAAGAUGACUUAUCCACCAUCGAAGAGAACCCUUAUGCCGACAUACAACUAGAGGCUCUGUUGGCACCUCUGACUUCUCCAGCCGAUCUACCAAAUCACCCCUCGUACAGCGUAGCCUACACCUCCAAACACCUGACCAACCUGUCCAAGGAAGCAGCAUUCGUCUCCCGGAAGGAGCAGAUAGCGCUGUGGCAUGCAAAGACUUUGUCUAACAGACUCCAAGGCGAUUCCGAUUUCGCGCCUCAUGCACUGGCAGCAAUGGCCCGCGAGCCCCUCGGAGAAUUUUGGGCUAGUCGCUCCCAUGCGCAGGAACUGAACGGCGAUGGCGCUCAGGCUUCCAGACCAUACGAGCAACCCAAAGCACCGACGCAACACAUGCUCACUGACAAGGAUGUACAUAUGGAGGACGUUGCGCAGAUCGACGGCAACACCUCUGGCAACAAUCAUGAAGCGGACGUACAAGAUGCUGCUGAGCCUAAAACAAACGGCAUAACAGGCAAUACUGGCGUGGAAAAGGCGCAAACGAAUGGCGAUGCGGCUCAAUCUCCACUUGGUGAUGAUAUGUCUGACACAGCUUCCCAGCAGACAGCGCAUAGAAUGACAACGCGUGCCCGAGCCCAUGCUGCUUCGUCCCCUUCUCCUCCAGCUACACCAGCAAGUUUCACAAAUGGAAUCCAUCCGCUCUUCACAUUCCCAGUCUCGUCACUCCCGGAUAAAGAUUUUGGGUUGCCACCAACAGAAGCUGAAGAAACGCGGAUUUUGUUAAUGGCCUAUGUACAGAAACAAGAGGAAAUCGCAAGGAUGGCAGCGGAUCUUUCUCAUGGUAUGAUGCAUGGGGAACGUAUGAGACAAGACGUUUUUAAAUGGAGCAAAGCAGAAGCACACAUUGGGGAAAUGAGUGAUGGGGAAGAUUGGUACGAUGAGGAAGAAUGGGGCUUGGACGGGCAACUUGGGAAAGGCAGAGAUGAGGAAGAGGACGAAGCAGUCGCAGCUGGGAAGAAGAGUACCAGGCAAAGACGAAAACCGGACAGAGAGGACAGAUGA
This is a messenger RNA of Periconia digitata, 1410 nucleotides long. The record is from the annotation of a GenBank genome assembly. NCBI's taxonomy places the organism in Eukaryota, Fungi, Ascomycota, Dothideomycetes, Pleosporales, Periconiaceae.